AUAUAUUACAUUUCAUACUCAUUUUUUUCUCUCUCUUUUUUCCAUUUUUUGGAUACUCUUUAUCUUAAGAUUAUAAGCUACUGUAACACUAUGAGUUUUGAGAAUUCACCAGCCCAUAAUGAAUUUAGAAGUGAUACGUUCACCACCCCUACAACUUCCAUGGUUGCAGCUAUGAGCUCGGCAACUCUUGGUGAUUCCGUUUAUAAUGAAGAUCCCACUACAAUUGCACUUGAACAAAAAGUUGCCAAGAUUGCUGGUAAACCAGCUGCCCUUUAUUGUGUAAGUGGGACACUUUCUAAUCAAAUCGCUUUAAGAAGUCACCUUUUCCAGCCUCCUCAUAGUGUAAUGUGUGACUAUAGAUCACAUGUAUACGUCCACGAAGCUGGAGGUUUACCAACUUUAUCCCAAGCAAUGGUACAAACGAUAAUUCCCAAAAAUGGAAUUCAUCUUACUCUUGAAGAUGAUAUUCUUCCUAAUUUUGUUCCAGAUGAUGGUGAAAUUCAUGGUGCCCCAACAAAAGUGAUUUCUUUGGAGAACACUUUACAUGGUAUGAUUUUCCCAUUGGACGAAAUUAAGAAAAUUUCUGCAUUUUGUAAGCAAAAUGAUGUUAAACUUCAUUUAGAUGGGGCAAGAUUAUGGAAUGCAUCAGCUGAAACUGGUAUUCCAAUUUCGGAAUAUGGUGAAUAUUUUGAUUCUAUGUCUCUUUGUCUUUCUAAGACUUUAGGUGCACCAAUUGGUUCAGUCCUUGUAGGAGAGAAAAAAUUCAUUUUAAAGGCAAAUCAUUUCAAAAAGCAAAAUGGUGGUGGUAUUAGACAAGCAGGCUUGAUCACCAGUAUGGCAAGUGUGGCAAUUGAUGAAACAUUCCCAAAAUUGAAACAAACACAUGUUUGGGCUAAAGAAUUAGGGAAACUUUGUGAAGAGAAAGGAAUUGCAUUAGAACAUCCAGUUCAUACAAACUUUGUGUUUUUGGAUCUUCCAAAGAAUAAGAUGGAUCCUGAUUUAUUAGACAAACUUGCUAAAGAGGCAGGGAUUAAAUUAGGUGGUAGUAGAAUUGCUUAUCAUUAUCAGCAAUCAGAAGCUAGUAGAGAAAAGGUUAAGGAAAUUGUACUUGCAGUAUAUGAAAGUGCACUUGUAAAACCAUAUGAAGGCUCUAACUAUCAUAAGUUCUAUAAUGUCACUGCUGAGAAUGAAAAGUAGGAAUUAUAAAGGAAAUAGAGAACAAUAUAAUAGAGAGAUCACUAUAUAGUCCUUUGUAUGAUAGAUA
Molecule: messenger RNA, 1264 nt
Organism: [Candida] anglica
Lineage: Eukaryota; Fungi; Ascomycota; Pichiomycetes; Serinales; Debaryomycetaceae
Source: the annotation of a GenBank genome assembly